Olea europaea var. sylvestris is the source of this 305-nucleotide messenger RNA. Its product is annotated as lipid transfer protein EARLI 1-like. The record is from RefSeq and is a predicted model, not a curated record. The transcript has 2 exons. NCBI's taxonomy places the organism in Eukaryota, Viridiplantae, Streptophyta, Magnoliopsida, Lamiales, Oleaceae. The coding region runs from base 1 to 273 and encodes 90 amino acids.
AUGUCUGGAAAGGGCACUUGCCCUAUGGAUGCCUUAAAAUUAGGGGUAUGCGCUAAUCUUCUAGGUGGAUUGCUUGGUGUUACCAUUGGGACACCACUAAAAACUCCAUGCUGCUCCCUUAUCCAAGGCCUCGUCGACCUGGAGGCAGCGGUCUGCCUUUGCACUGCCAUUAAAGCCAAUGUUUUGGGCAUUAACCUCAAUGUUCCUCUUUCCCUUAGCUUGCUUCUUAAUGUCUGCUCCAAGAAGGUUCCACCAGGCUUCAAAUGUGCCUAGACAACCUAGCUUUUUACUCUUUCGUCCACAGU